Molecule: messenger RNA, 2638 nt
Organism: Nycticebus coucang (slow loris)
Lineage: Eukaryota; Metazoa; Chordata; Mammalia; Primates; Lorisidae
Gene: CSDC2
Product: cold shock domain containing C2
Exons: 5
Coding region: 428-889 (153 amino acids)
Biological process (GO): regulation of mRNA stability
Cellular component (GO): cytoplasm
Molecular function (GO): mRNA 3'-UTR binding
Source: RefSeq, a predicted model, not a curated record
GCGUGUGUGAGUGAGUGAGGGGCCCGAGGUGCUGCCUGCACACACAACACACACUCGCACACAACACAUCUUCCAGACCGGUCCCCUGACCGCCAGCUCCACACGCCACAGAAAGGCUGGGUGCUGACACCGCAGGAGGCAGUGCCUGGACCUGGGAGAGAGUGGGAAGUGGAGUCAGAGUUAACUGCGUUGACUGAGGCCACAAGGCCACAGGUGGAGGAGCCAGGACUCAAACCCCAGCCUAGGGCUGGAGGCUGAAAUCUCACCCACUGUGCUGGAGCUGCCAGAGUCCACCAAGUUGCAGACGGAGCCUGUAGCCAGAGAGGCUGCCGAGCAGGGCCAGGCCGGGCCCUGCCCGCAAGGACGCCCAAGCUCUUCACCGGCCCCUGCUCCGCAGAGCCCACCAGGCUCCCCUGCUGGCCCCAAAAUGACAUCGGAGUCUGCAUCACCCCCAGUUGUGCCCCCGCUCCACUCCCCCAAGUCCCCUGUCUGGCCCACUUUCCCCUUCCACCGGGAGGGCAGCAGGGUUUGGGAGAGGGGUGGUGUCCUGUCUCGAGACCUGCCCAGUCCUCUACCCACCAAACGGACCAGGACAUAUUCGGCGACAGCCCGUGCCUCAGCCGGCCCAGUGUUCAAGGGUGUCUGUAAGCAGUUCUCACGCUCACAGGGCCACGGCUUCAUCACCCCUGAGAAUGGGUCGGAGGACAUCUUCGUGCAUGUGUCUGACAUUGAGGGGGAGUACGUGCCAGUGGAAGGUGACGAGGUGACCUACAAGAUGUGCCCCAUCCCGCCCAAGAACCAGAAGUUCCAGGCCGUGGAGGUGGUGCUCACCCAGUUGGCCCCCCAUACUCCUCACGAGACGUGGUCUGGCCAGGUCGUGGGUUCCUAGGCUGGGUGGCUCUCGUGCCAGCCAGCCAGGUGGGUGGAGAGGCACAUGGGGUGGACAGGCAGCAGCUGGCCCUGUGCCCCACUGCACCAACUGGCCAGUCCCUGGGGGCCUCAGUGUGCGCAUCCGUCUGUCUGUCUAUACUUGUGGCUGUGAGCGUGUGCUCUACCCAUCUCGUGACCAUGACUGCUGGGUGAGUUAGCUAGGAAUUGGGUGGAGGAGGCGGCUGCCAGGCCUGGCUUCUCUGCUUCCACUGCCCCUUUCCCCUCCCUGCCCCAGACACACAGGGUCUGCUUGGCCUCCUGGCCACCAUCCCCACACUGGGCUCUGGGGGAACAGUGGGAGCCCUCCAUAUAGGCUUGCUCCCCUUGCCCCAACCUGUGCCCUCCUCUGCCAGGCCCUGACACUGGGCCAGACUCUGCUGUGCUGUUUAUGGACCCAAACCUGGGCUGGGGUCUCCCACCAUGGCCUGGACCCCUCAGGAGCUAGGCCGGUGAGUGCUUUGGGGGGGCCUCCCAGCCUCUGGCUAGGAGGAGACAAGACAGCAAAACACAGAGGCACAGCGCCCUCCCCACCAUGAGGCUGGCCUUCCUGCUCUCAGUGCAUGGGGGGGGGAGCAGGAAAGAGGGGCCUCGGGGCACAACUUCCUGUGUUCUUGGCCAGUCCCUCCGCCUCAGCCUGGCCACAGCUGUGUCCCUUCCCCUGGCCAUGCUGAGGAAGUGAGGGUGAAGGGAAUAGUGGGGGGUCCACCUCCCCGGCUCAGAUGGAGCUAUCCCCUUUACCCUGACUCACAAACUCGCCAACACUCUGCCCCCUGCCCCGCCACAACAGCUGCUGAGAAUGCUGCAAUGGAGAGACACACGUGCUCUCAGGCAGGGGCAGGCCUGCAUGCUCACAAGGACGGCCCUCGGCCUGAGAAACCUCUGGCCCUGCAACCUCUAUGCCAGACCCUUGUCUGUCCUAAAGCCACAGGACCGGUGCUUCCCACUGGCCCCUGACAAACCAGUGGCUUAAGGCGUGGCCUUAGCUUGUCUAUCCCUGAUGUGUGGCCCCUCUCACCUAGAGUCCCUUUCAGGCCAGGGUAUAUGUGUACACAUAUUCAUUCUUGGGCAGAGGCCGGGAAGCAGGAGGUUGCCUGCUUGCACCUCCCCACACCUGCCUACCAUACUCCCUUCCAAAGAGCACAUCAUCUGACCGAGAAGAAAAAUGGGGUUCAAGGGAGGACCUUCCAGGGACAGUAACCCUAUAUGACCCUAAGAGGAAAAUUGGGGGCUCAAAUGCCCAGGAUGAGGGGGAUAGUAACUGACUAGGAGGAUCACUGCCCCUAGGUGCCCCAAGACCCCAGGGCAGUGGUCAGAGGGGCAUCUGCACCCCACAUCCAUCCCAGUGCUUGCCACAGGGAGGCUGGGAGCCCAGAACUGCUGAGGUAGUCUGGACAGCCCCAAAGCGGGGGGCCCUGCCUGUCUGGUACCCCACUCUGAGCUAGGCUCCAGCAAGGCCUAUCCCCUGAGGAACAAGGACCCUACCUCCCUUGGAAGAGGGUUUGUUGGUACAGGUUGAAUCCCAGGAACCCUAGAGGCCUCCCUCCUGUGAGGAGGCCCCUUUUAGGCACCAGUCAGCCCAAGGGUGGGGGCAGCCACUCUCCUCCCCACUCAUGGGCCUGCAGUGCCCACCCAGAGGCCCUCCCAAGAACCCUGCCACCCAGCUCUCCAUCCUUCCUAACACUGGCAAUAAACCCUCACUGUGACCUGC